Molecule: messenger RNA, 555 nt
Organism: Schistocerca nitens (vagrant locust)
Lineage: Eukaryota; Metazoa; Arthropoda; Insecta; Orthoptera; Acrididae
Exons: 4
Coding region: 112-555 (147 amino acids)
Source: RefSeq, a predicted model, not a curated record
GUUUUACAAGUGGCUUAUCAGAAUUAUUGAGACAACUGCAAAUUCUUCCACGAGUUUGACGUCUACUCGCAGCUAUGGCACUUAACUGAUGAGCAGACUAAAAUAGUGAGGAUGCACCAGCAGCAGCAGCAGCAGCACGCUACGCUGGCAGAGGUGGAGGCGACUCUGCAGCCGUAUGUAGGCGGCCUGCGGCUGCUGGGCCAGUGGUCUCUGCCCGGUGGCGGCCGGCGCCUCGCCUCGCUGUGUGCAGUGCUGCUGGCGCACGGGCUCCUCAUCACCACCUCCUGCCUCAACCUCCUCAUGGACCCCCCGCGGGACCUGCAGGUGCUCACCGUCAACGCACACUCCACGCUCACCGUACUGGGCCUCGCUGUCAAGGUGGUGUCGUUCUCGCUGGACGGGGCGCGCCUGCGCAAACUGCUGCAGCUUCUGGCGGAGGCGCGCGCAGCCUUUCCGGACUCGGCGGCGAGGUGCCGCACCACUACCUACAGCAGUGCUUCCCAAUCACACCACCGAGCAAGAUCAGAUACUGCACAGUUGUUGUUCUUGUUAUAG